Molecule: messenger RNA, 2460 nt
Organism: Zychaea mexicana
Lineage: Eukaryota; Fungi; Mucoromycota; Mucoromycetes; Mucorales; Lichtheimiaceae
Exons: 1
Coding region: 177-2177 (666 amino acids)
Source: RefSeq, a predicted model, not a curated record
CACACUUUCACCCUCUUCUCUCUUUUCUGUCUCCUAUUGCUCUGCAUGACCGUAUCACCUCCCCUCAAAGGUACAGUGCUUAUACCUCAUCGUCUCUUUGGAUUUUUAUUUGGUUGAUUUGACAUGGCUCUUUGUUCUCUUUCUUCUUUUUCCAAUUAUUUCCAAACGCAUAUAAUAUGAUAUCUGCUAUUUCUGAUAAUCAAACCGACUACACUUCCCAUCAAUUCAAACGGCUAGACGAUAUUGAUCUGAGUUAUGGCAACGAUUUGUACGGUCCUUCUUCAUCACGCAGGGCAUCUUCGUCUCGAAGCUCGAGCAGUGCCAGCAGCAGCAAACAGACCAAUUUCACAGGAGCAACAACAACAAAGGGACAACAGCCGAUUGCGCCUGGCGUCAGCAUUAUUAUCGAUCAGCAACCCGAUUACCUUGACUACGGUCAGUCCAUCUCUGGACGCCUUUUUGUCGACACAAAGGGCUCACCAUCCCAAGUUCGCGUGACGAAUCUUCGAGUAUCUCUGUUCGGAAACGCACGUGUCCAUGGUGACCAGCCUGAACAACCAUUGACAGCAGGUCUGUUUGAUUACAAGAACGACGUCAAGAUCUUGUCGACAGGAAUUCGUAUCGUUAAGCGUACCGAACCAGUAUCGCCUUUCUUGACCAAGGAUGAGCAAUUACUGCAGCAACAACAAAAUGUUGGACGAAGACGAUCCAAAGACAAAGCACGAAUGGUUGAACCAGAUGAUUUCGAUAUCCACACAUCAAUCCAUCAUGACGAAGAAGGAGUCGGUACGCAUUCAGGAGAAGAUAUCAACAACAAUGAUUGGAUGAUGCAAGACAACAAUUACAGCAACAGGAAAUCGUCAUCUAAACAUGCACGCGAUAAGGCAGUCGAGCAGCUGAUGCAACAAAUUGCUCUGUGCGCACCAAGCAGCGAGCCCAUCAGCAGCCGUGGUUUAUCUCUCCAGAUCCUCAACGCACCCCAGAAUGACGAAGAGGAUAAACCGUAUGAUCUCGAAGCCAGCAAAAACCAUCGUAUUCGUUUUUCGAUUCCUAUCACGACCCAUCGCAUGCUUCCUGGUACAGAUAAUGACAAGAACCAUCCUAUUCAAUAUCAUUUGGUUGCACUUUUAAUAUACGCUACCGACAGCAACCCCAAUGCACGCUGGGCAUCGCAUACCGUUCAACCACUUGUAUUUCGACCAUCGCCCAUCGAGACUUUCAAAGACGAAGCUGAGAUGAACGAACUCGCUGUUGCACGGCACAUGACCAGUCGUCCGGUUUCUUUAUGGAUCACCAACAGUAGACUUGACCAACUAGUCCUAUCUGUCAAGAGCAAGCAAACCGUAAAAACAAUGCCUCCACCCAAGACCUCCUCGUUAAGCCAACAUGACAAGUACAACAGCAAUAGCUCAUCAAGGCCACUUGUACACAACAAAACGACAUGGAUGACCAGACUAUUCCAUCAUCUAAGCACUUAUUACGUUCAGCGACGCAAGGUGCUCGAAACUCCUUACCUCAAGUGUUCCUUAGAAUUGCCCCACAAAACCUUCGGCCAAGGCGACGCCAUACCGCUGCGUGUCCACGUGGAAAAUACUGGUCUCGACAUUGCCCAAGUCAUCGUCGAGACAAAGUUGAAGCAACACCUCUACAUGACAUAUCACUGCGGCGAGCAGGUAGACUCCAAAUUGAUCGAUCAAGCAACUACUUUGUUUACGGGAAACGAUAAAAUCCAACCGGUACCAGUCGACAACAACGAUCAAUCAUCGAUAAGGAGUACGGCCAACGACUCGGGAAUGGAGCUAAAAUGGGAAGGUGGACGCGACGAUAUACCAACACCAGCAGCAUCAACGCCAGCAGCUGAAAUCGGCAGCUUGUGCUCAUCCAGGAACAUCGUGUUUGACCUUACCAAAGUGCUUUAUGUGCCGGAUCACUGUGCAAGUACUGUGUUACCAGAAAUGACCAAGGAUACGUUUGAAGUCUCCUAUGAACUGCAGAUCACAGUAUCCGUCAUAGGAGCUCGGGUCAUCUCUACAACUCAGGAAAGCGCUCGCCAGUCAUGUUUUUAUGCCAGUGCCGACCAGCACUUUUCAAGGAGUAGCAUAACGCGAAGCAAAGGAUAUAUUCUAAAACCGCCAACGAUUCCGAUUAUAAUAGGAAGCGAGCGCAAGCUCAUAUAGUCUACCUUUUAUCUCUCCCUUGUUAAUUCAGUUUCCAUAAUUCCAUAAAUUACUUAAAUUAAAAUAAAUGAUUUAAUCUUACUUUCGUUUAAUGGUUACGAUGGCAAUUGCAAAUUCAUUUCCUCGAAUUUUCUUUUUGUGUUCCAAUCAAACCCAGAGGUUGCUCUGGAGGCGGCAUUAACAGCUCGAGUUCUUCAAAGAGGCAGCUGCUGUUGCUUGGUGUAACUACAGCAAUUCAUGCAUACUACAAAGCUGACGUUUUAAUGAUAGGAAAGGCGUUACA